UGCCGCCAUUGUCCCGUUCCAUCAUCUCAUCGUCCUCUUCGAUGCUCACCUGCUCGCUUUUUUCGUUACACUUGACGGCGGACGAAGAGUCUUGCCCUUCUUACACGUCGCUCGCUCUGACUUGACUUCGUCGCUUGCCUUGUCCCUUCACUGACUCGAAGACGUCGCAUGACUGACUCACCCUUGUUUACGACUCAAGAGGUCAAGCCUUGACGCUUCCCACCUAUUCGACGGUCUACGUUCGCGGCUGAGUCGGAGACUGCCACACAUCUCGUGCAAUGCGCUUUCUCACCACCCGUUUCAUACUGGGAGCUCUCAUCCCCGCCGUUAUGACUGCUGCCAUUCCUGCUGAGCCGGCAAUAGUCGAGACGGGCAAUGCAGCAUCGCCACUGCCUACAACUCUUCGUAUCAUGACGAGGACAUUCUCGCAACAAACCCACAGCACAGACUAUCCGCUUCCGACCAUGACGCCUUCCUCUGAGCCGCCGCCGUACUCAACCGACGAUGAGGUCUAUGGUAUUCACGCAGAGAUUCAAUCACUACUGGAGCUUGAACAACAGGCUCUGGCUUUGCAGUUCCAGAUCGACGCGCGUAAACAGGUCCUUGCCGGUCGCCUUCGACAGCAUCGGGAGCAAGCGUCACUCAAGGAGCUCCUUGCACAGUGCGACGGACUCGUGUGUGCUGCAAAAGUCAUUGCGCAGCGGAUAUGUGACAAGAUCGGCAUCUCCACCGAACCCUCCCUUGCGUAUGCUCGUCUUGAACAGCAACAAGUUCUUUUACCGAAUAGUAAUGACACGCAAAGCACGGCUCCCUCAGGCAAAAAUGACGACUCGGCUCUGCCCUCUCACCGUCCCAGUGCAGUCAAUGAAUCGACAUCAAAUUCCAAUGCACUGCCUUCUCUGGUCAAUGUUACUACUCCAUGGAGCGCGCUCGUCUCCGUUCUGGAGGUCAUAGCAUCGGUGCUUGGUCUUGCAGCUCUGUUCGGGUUCAUACGCCGAAGGUUCUUCACAUCGGACCGAAGCCGAGCCGACCGUGCGGCCGAUCGCGAGGAACGCCUCACUGCUCGUGCAUACCGUCGGGCUGCACGACGGGCAGAGGUACGACGACGCUGGACAGAGAUGUGGCAGAGCGUAAAUUGCUUUGGCGGCGGCCGGGACGCAGAGUAUAGAGUUGGUGCCAUGCCCGUCCCGAGUGAUGCAUCUCGAUAUGAAGGGUACCGCCGUCACGCUGAUCGUCAUCACGAGCGACGUGCGGGUAUGCUUCCUUUCCGGACCUCAUCACGACGGAACAACGCAUACGUGCCAACGUCCGACUAUGACGAGAAACGUGCACUGAUCGUGCAGGAUGCUUUUCUCGAGGAGCAGAGGGCUGAUCCCGCCAUUGCAGAGAAAGGCCAAGCCAUGGAAGCAGAGAUUCGCGAACUUCGCCAUGCCCACGAUAUGGUGCGCAAUCUCAUAUCGAGGCCAUCUCACGUUGUUGCAACCCAUGCAGAGACCACUUUAAGGAUCGAUACGAGCCCACACAUCGAUAGGGACCUCACACCAAAACCACCAUUCAUGAACGGUGCCUCUAUCAUCCCGUCACACAUCGCCCCCAUCACCACAAUCACAGCCACAGCCUCCGUAAUCGCGGCUCUCACGCCUGUGACGCGAUCACGCGCGAGCUCAACCACCCUCCCACCAUCCUACCGCUCCGAGUCUCUACCAGACUACACCUCCCGCCCCGGCGGAACGAACCCCCGCACCCCCCACACCUUCGACGACAACACCUCGGACGAUGACGAACGCAGCCUCCUCCCCACAACCUCGACAAAUCCAUACCGCACCCGCGGCCGCGGCCGCCGCAGCCAACAGCAUGGGACCUCCUACCCCCACCACAACGACAACGCCAUCUUCAGCCUUUCCUAUCCAUCCGACGACGAAGGAGAAACCCCACCAUCGCCAUCCAUCUCCACAUCGUCAUCGCAAUUCUUCCCACACAGCGAGUCCACACUCCCUCCUUUCAGCCCCGACAUGAUGUCCAGACAAAGAUCGAGGUCUUUGGUUCUUACUACGCCCGCAAGCUCGAUUUUGGAAACGAGUACAAGGCCCAGCGGGGAGACGCUCCGGAUGAGCGAAGAUUUCGAACGGAGGAGUCGGAGCUGCGAGAGACGACGAUGAAGUGGACUUCCAAACGGAAUUUCCUUCUUUCAUCUUAGAUUUGUUUUCUUGUUUUUUCAAUGGCCCCUCUUCCGCCCUUCUAUAUUUCCCUCUUUCUCAGCGCUGGGAAAUGUUUCAGGCAGCGCAUUCCAUUCCAAUGCCCAACGGCGGCAUUUCUCAUUUCUAUGUAUUCCAUCGGAUCUUGCGAUCCGCAUGAGUGUAUUUCUUAGUUUUCCCCAAGUGGGGCUUUGCUCCGCCAAUGACGCGGGAUCCAAGGGCCGGCGGGCGGCUUUGCGCGCAGCAACAUCUUGUUGCGGUGAAGCAAUUAUCUAAUGACUAUACAUGACCGUUCAAUGUGACUCUUGGAAGCGUUUCUUCGAUGUUGGCGCAAGGAGCGACUUUGGCUGAUAAACUAAUUCUGAGGUCAUCUUAACGUCGGAGAAAGGUGAUGUCCGAU
Molecule: messenger RNA, 2595 nt
Organism: Dissoconium aciculare CBS 342.82
Lineage: Eukaryota; Fungi; Ascomycota; Dothideomycetes; Mycosphaerellales; Dissoconiaceae
Exons: 1
Coding region: 279-2159 (626 amino acids)
Source: RefSeq, a predicted model, not a curated record